Rubroshorea leprosula is the source of this 1115-nucleotide messenger RNA. The record is from the annotation of a GenBank genome assembly. NCBI's taxonomy places the organism in Eukaryota, Viridiplantae, Streptophyta, Magnoliopsida, Malvales, Dipterocarpaceae.
AGAUGGUGUCAUUUUCGGAUAAACAUUAAGCAAUUGAUAAAUUUUUAUUUUUUUAUUAGUCCAAGACAAUGAAUAUGAAAUAUAAAGAAAAAUGCGGAAGUCAAAAGUCAAGCAGAGAACUAUUCUGCUCAGAUCACCAAACGCGCCUUAGGCCGUGCAUUUUGGUUUUUGGAUUCCACUUUGGUGCGCUGUUCAAUGCCGUAUUUCGGGCAAAAAGCGUCAUCCACAUUUCCUCUGUGUUACAGAACAAGGAAAAUCUUUAUUACUUGGACUACUACUAAAUUACGAUGCAAACCAUGAGCGGCUGUUUUCCACGAGGCAACCAAUAGCUCCAACAAAUCCAGGGAGACCCCCUCUUCCCCCCUCUUCUCCUUGUCUUCUUCCUUUACUCUUUUUUGUAUCUUUUUACUUUCCUGGCCUUUUUUGGUUGAUUUUCCAAAGUAGAGUAGAUGGAUUGUUACAAAUUAACUUCUUUUGCUUUGUAAGUAUGCUCUGUAUAGAGUAACCUUCAGUUUUUUUUCUUCCGGGUUUCGGUUCUGUUACUGCAAAUAGCAAUGGCGGAGUGUAUCUAUUUCCUCAACAAGGUACUCCUUGACUCUCUGCUUUCUAUGCAUUUCUUUCUACUUUUCCUCUCAGUUUCAUGAAAAAGAAGUGGGUUUGUCCGGGAUGCCGGAAAAAUGCUGAAAUUUUGGGUAAUGGGUGUGUGUUAUUUCUGGCUUUGGAGUAUGAUAAUGGUCUGAGGAAAAUUUUUUUGCAUUUUGUUCUCUAAUUUCUCACUCAAAGUUGCAAUUUUUAAGUGGCUGUUUCACUUUUGUGAAUGAUUGAUGGGCGUGGAAGAUUAUGAGUUUCUCUGGGUCGGAAGGAGAAUGCUUUGGUUACCUCCCUGCAUGUUUGGAUCUGGGUUUUUCAUCUUUUUGUCAUUGGGUUUCAAACUUGUAUCUGCAAUUUGAGCUACUGUGUUUCCUUUUAUCUCCAAUUUUGAAACCACCAUUGCAUUUCUUUUUUCUUCAAUUUUUGUUCCUCUGGGUUUUGAGGAGAAUGCUCUAAUUUGUUUCUAUGUAGCUUUUCCCUUUAAUUUUUCUCUUUGUUAUUUCUUCAGACACCUUUCUUUUUUA